This is a messenger RNA of Schistocerca gregaria, 4473 nucleotides long. Its product is annotated as structural maintenance of chromosomes protein 5-like. Bases 95 to 3277 code for a protein of 1060 amino acids. Gene Ontology annotation, molecular function: ATP hydrolysis activity; ATP binding. The transcript is spliced from 2 exons. Gene Ontology annotation, biological process: double-strand break repair via homologous recombination. Lineage: Eukaryota; Metazoa; Arthropoda; Insecta; Orthoptera; Acrididae. Gene Ontology annotation, cellular component: Smc5-Smc6 complex. The record is from RefSeq and is a predicted model, not a curated record.
AGUGUGUGUUGUGCACGCACGCGGCUCACAGAACCCAAAGUUCCUUUGCGGCGGCGGCGAGAGAAAAAAGCCUGGAGUGGGCCGCGUCCGACACAUGAAACGUGUGGGCGCCUCCGCCAAUGACGGCCGCGACCAGGGAAGACCGAGCAAUUCGAAGCGGCUCAAAACGAUGGCUCCGACGUCUGAUGCGACAAGUGCUCCCUCGACCGCCGCGUAUCGAGUCGGUACCAUUUUGCGUCUCAAGGUGCAGAACUUCGUGACCUACACCGAGGCGGAGAUUUUUCCCGGUCCCCGGCUGAACGUGAUUUUGGGUCCCAACGGUACCGGCAAGUCGUCUCUGGUGUGCGCCAUCGUGCUGGGCCUGUGCGGCCACCCGUCGGCGCUGGGGCGCGCGAAGAACCUGCACGAGUUCAUCAAGCUGGGGUGCGACCGCUCUACGAUUGAGAUCGAGCUCCAGGGCGCGCCGGGCCGCGGGAGCGUCUUGAUACACCGCGUGCUGCACAAGGAGUCCAAGCAGGACGUCUGGAGGCUCGACAACAGGCCGGCUUCCUACAAGGAGGUGUUGGAGGUGACCAGGAGGCUGAACAUCCACGUGGAGAACCUGUGUCAGCUGCUUCCCCAGGACCUUGUUUCUUCGUUUGCCUCGAUGGACCACGUCGAGUUGCUCCAGGAGACGGAGGUGGCGGUGGGCGGGGAGAGUUUGAAGAGCGAGCACGUGAGACUUUCGAAUUUGAAGAGGGACGAGAGCGUUUUGAGGAAUCAGCACGCGACCAAGCAGAAGUACCUCGGCGACCUCACCGAGCGGUUCAGGGCCACGGAGGCCGAGGUCGCUCGGUAUCGCGAGUACGAGAGGUGCGCCAAGGAGUUGCUGAUGGCUGACAGCAAGAAAAACUGGCUGCACUACGAGGACAUGAGACAGCGGUCCAUAGAGUUGCAGAGCCAGUAUCGGGGCUUGGAGAACAAGAAGAGGAAGUUGGACGCGGAGAUUUCGAAGGGGGGCAGGGCGGUUGAGCAGCAGGUCAAGGAGACGAAAAUUUGCGCGGAGAGGGUGAUGGACAUUGUCGGCAAGAGUCGUUCGCUGAGCGCCGAGUUGUCGGCGCUCACGGAGGGCGCGAUGAAGGAGGUCACGAACACGGCGAAGAUCGAGGCCGAAAUUUCGGACCUUCGGUCGAGGGCCGAGCAGGGCAAGCAGAUGGCGGAGAAGUACAGAGAGAGGCUGAGGGGCCUCCAGGCCAAGCAGAAGAGCUUGGAGGCGGCGGAGACGCAGAAGGAGGCCCAGAAGAGGGCGCUGAACGAGCAGUUUGAGGCGUUGGUCUUGGAGAAGAGAAACUUGCAGUUGGAGAUGAGCGACCAGCGCGCGAACUUGGAGGCUCUGGAGCAGAGGAUUGACGAGGCUCGCCUCGUGUUGAGGUCCGUGGAGGACGUCCAGUUGAGGAUGCGGAGCAUGUUGGCGCCGAAAUUCUCCAACGUCCUGUAUUAUCGCGAUUGGGUGAAGGUCAGCUUGGACAAGGGCGUGCUCAAGAACAACAUAUACGGUCCGCUGCUGUUUGAGAUACAAGUCGCCGACGAGACCCACGCGUCCUUCUUCGAGAAGGUGAUUAGUCACAACUACAAGAUGGCAUUCAUCGCGCUUUCGGAGGAGGACCGCGACGCGUUUUUGGCGCACGGGAGAAUGAGCGGCGUCGUGCCGCCUUUGAUCAUGUACAACAAGGACUCCGAAAAGAGGUUUCCCCACCCGGUCCCCGUCAGCGAGAUGAGCGACUACGGCGUCGAGGGCUACAUAGACGAGAUCAUAUGCACCAACGACGUCGUGAAGGCGGAGCUUUGCAGGCAGUGCAGGCUCCACUGCAUACCGUACGGGUCCAGCAAGUUGGAGAAGAACGUCGACUCGAUGAAAAGGUUCUUCAGACGGGGCGUCACGUGCUACCUCAGCCCGAGGUACAUCUACCAGGUGUCGGUGUCCAGGUACCGGUCGGCCGAGUCGUCGCUGAUCGACCAGCUGCGACCCGCCCGGUUCUUCGUCAAGGUCGACCUCGAGGAGUCGAGCGUCGCGAACGAGACGGUGCUGAGCCUGGAGCAGCAGAAGAUUCAAGUCCACGACGCGAUCGGGAGGAUCAGGAGGCGCGUCGAGGAGAUCAACGACCACUUGCCCAGAAUUCGCGAGGACAUCAGGGCGCUGUCCGGCGGCGGCGUCGCGGUGGUCAGGGCGCAGGUGCUGGACGUGGAGAGGGCGCUGAAGGACUGCGUCAUCGACGUCGAUGCGGAAUCGUUGUCGCUGGACGGCCGCCUGAAGGAGUCUUUGAACGCGCGCCUGCAAAGCGCGGAGAAGAUUCACCGGAUAACGGAGUCCAUCGUGAACGCCUACGCGCUCCACACCAAGGCUCUGUUGGAGCGCGCCGGCAAGGCGAGCAAGCUGGACGCGUUCAAGAAGGCCUAUCACCAGAAGAAGUUGGAGCUGGGCCAGCUGACCGACGAAAUGUCGGAGCUUCACGGCCAGCUGAGUCAGUCGAUGUCGGAGGCCGCGAAGUUCUUGGAAAUGGCGAACAUGUGCCCCCCCAGCGAGGAGGUGCGGCGCUUUUGGGAAAGCUUGCCCGACGACCUCGAGAACCUGGAAAACGUGAUCGCGAGCUUGAGGGUCAAGUCGGGCGCGGCGGCGCCGGACCCAGACGUGGUGGACAGGUAUCGCCAGUGCAAGCGAGAAAUCGAGGAGGUGAAUCGGAGCAUGGGCCAGUCCGAAACCUCCCUCAGACAAGUGCAGGAGCAACUGGUGUCGCUCAAAAGCUCUUGGCUCGCCAAAGUCGAAGCGAUCGUCGCCGAAAUCGACUCCAAAUUUUCCGCGUUUUUCAGCGAAAUCAACUGCAGAGGCCGCGUCAAGCUCGCCGUGGACGCCGACGACGACUUCUCGAAAUACGGCAUCGAAAUAUGGGUCAGCUACAGGGCCUCCGAAGACAUGAAGAGGCUGAGCGUCCAAGUUCAGUCCGGAGGCGAGCGAUCCGUCGCCACGAUGUUGUACCUGAUCGCGCUGCAAACCCUGAGCGACUGUCCGUUCCGACUGGUCGACGAAAUCAACCAGGGCAUGGACCAGUACAACGAACGCCUAGUCUUCGACCAAAUCGUCCUUCAAGCCUCUCAGCCCAACACGCCGCAGUACUUCUUGAUCACGCCCAAGCUGCUUCCAGACCUCAAGUUCACGCCCAGCGUGACGGUCCACUGCAUCUACAACGGCCCGCACAUGGUGCCGUCCUCGGACUGGGUCGCCUGCUCCGAGAACUCCUAGCCGCGCGGCCUCGCGCGCCAGGGAAGAGCCGACCCCGACCCCCCGCCGAUCGGACGACCCGCGCGCUCUCCGUAUGCGCACUCCCUCCGCGGACGCACUCGAUACGCGCCCUCUCCGCGGGGCGCUUCCUGAGCCACUUGGGCGACGGUUUUUUUUUUUCGCGCACCCAUUUUGACACUUUGCCCCACGGCAGCGCUCUGCACGAUGAACUCGGACGAGCCCUCCAGCCCCUGUAAGGUCUACACCGUGAACAACGAGUCUAGGUAAGUUAUUCUCUUCGGCGGGGGAAACGGCGUGGCGGGCCGCGAAACCAAAACUCACGCUUUUCACCAGGUUCCUGAAGUUUUCAAACGUCCCUUCUUUCAAGUCCAUCGAAGAGGACCUCGUCGAUCACGUCUCUCAAUACGGGGGCGUAGAGCAGUGUUACGAAAUAGAAGAAGCCGCGGACUCCGACAAAAGCUUCACCAAAUCGUAUUGCAUCGCAUUCUAUAAAAUCUCGGAAUCUGUCUAUACGAAAAAGAAACUGAACAAGUCGCUGUUCAUGGGACACCUGCUCAGGGUCGGCUACGCUCCCGAGGAAGAAAGCGUCGAGGACGUGAGGAUAAAAUACGCAGAAAGGUGGGAAACGGUGAGGCAAAAACUACAUAAACAAAGCAAUUCAUGUUCGCCAGAUUGCCCUUCUGCAAACAAUAAAAAACCCGGCAUGCAAACGCCUCCUCCACUCGGAUACGGCGCACCCGAGGGCGGCUUGUUUCCCAGCUCGAUCCCGCAGCCCUACUCCUAUUCCCCGGUGCCCGCACUUCAGUACCAUGCUGAAACGGGCAACCCUCAAGAAACGAGCUACCUCUCUUUAGACGUAGACCAUGCAGGCGACAAAAGGAAGAAGCGCCGGCUGUGACCUCACAACAUUCGCGCACAAAAAAUUGACAGCAAACGCGACCGCCUCCUUUGGUUUGACAGGGGAAAAAUGCCCCCCUCGGCUUCGCGCCUCCGGCCCUCUCGAUGCGUGCGGGUCGCACGCGAUCCCCUCGCCUUGGCGCCGGCCCGGUUCACGUCGAAUCGCAGCCGGUCAAGUGUACCGAGGAAAGAAGGCGACUCCAAGACGCAUUGGUUGACACGAUUUUUUUACUCAAUAAAAAUUGCGAGACUUCGUCGGCGCACGCGGCUCCAAUUCCGCAGACGCCCAAUUUUCGAAA